UCUGGGCGCGCCUCCUCGGUGCGAUUUUCCCGGCAUCCUUUACGCUUCCGUCUUCGACUAGCAGGGAGGAAGAGGGCGACGCGGGUGAUCAUAACGCUCAAGCGGAGUCUUCGUCUCUCUGGUAUCUUGCCAAUCCGCAUGCUGUGAAGCACCCUCAAGAGCCCAUUUCUGGCAGCACCCAGAUCAGACUGCCUGCUGUACAGACCCUUGGCUGCUGUUCUCUUCUAUAGCUCCCAUGAUGACAACUUUGGAUGACAAGCUGCUGGGUGAGAAGCUCCAGUACUACUACAGUAGCAGUGAGGAUGAGGACAGCGACAAGGAAGAGCGAGACGAGGACCACGAUGAGGAGCACAGCUCCCACAACACUGCUGAGGUGGAGCUGAGCAGUGAUGGCAGUGCUGUAAACACAGGUCCUAAAGGUGUCAUCAAUGACUGGAGGCGGUACAAGCAGCUGGAGACAGAGCAGCGUGAGGAGCAGUGCCGGGAAAUGGAGCGGCUCAUCAAGAAGCUCUCUAUGACCUGCAGAUCACACCUGGAUGAGGAGGAAGACAAAAAAAAGCAGAAGGAACUUCAGGAGAAGCUGAAUGGGAAGCUUACUUUACAGGAGUACAGCAUGCUGCAUGAGGGUGCCGACGAUGAGGAGUUCCUGCAGCAAUAUCGCAAGCAGCGGAUGGAAGAGAUGCGGCAGCAGCUGCAGAGCGGGCAGCAGUUCAAGCAAGUGUUUGAGAUCCACAGUGGGGAGGCCUUCUUGGACACCAUCGACAAGGGGCACAAGAAUACACUGGUGAUGAUCCACAUCUAUGAGGAUGACGUCCCUGGGGCUGAAGCCCUCAAUGGCUGCAUGAUCUGCCUGGCUACUGAGUACCCCAUGGUCAAGUUCUGCCGGGUGAGAAGCUCACUGAUCGGUACUAGCACUCACUUCACCAACAAUGCAUUGCCGACCCUUCUGGUCUACAAGGGUGGGGAGCUCAUCGGCAAUUUUGUGCGUAUCACCGACCAGCUGGGCGAAGACUUCUUUGCAGUGGACUUGGAGGCAUUCCUGCAAGAAUGUGGCCUGCUCCCAGAAAAGGACUUGGUGCUCCUCACCUCCAUCUGCCAGGCGUCCUCCUGCUACAGUGAGGACAGUGACCUGGAAAUAGACUGAAGCCAGGCAGGGAUAGGAGGGAACCUGGAUCAGGGGCUUCAAACUUCUGAGCAUUUUCCAUUCCUAGGUAGUCCACAGAGAGUGGAUAAUUAAUUUCCUACCACCCUGUUCCAGACAGGCAGCCACCUCAGAGCCCCCAAACCUGUCCAGCAGAAAUGCACAUUAACCACAUUGGGGUAUCAUGGCAAACCUUCCUCUCAAGUGCAGCACAUGAUUGAAGAGUUCCUGGCUAGGGAAACCUUGAACUGAGCUCCAGUUUGCCAGCAUUAGUUUCCUCCCCGCAAGUUCGGAUUCUAAAGCUAGUACCUGAUUUAUGGGGAUGAAACAACUCCAAAAUUUGCCCAGGUGCCCACAUUCAGAUGUUACCAAAACUGGAUCUUGAUUCAACGGUUCCCAAACCAGGAAACUGAGUUGUGCUUUGUGUGAGUGCAGCAGAAAGCUGUGCCAGUAUGUCAUGCUGUCCAAAUGCUGCUGUUUCCUGUACUUACGGUGGUCUGAACUCUGACAGCCACAGUUCUUGGCUAUCUCGCCUGUGUAGAAUCAUAAGACUGUCAGCUACACAGUGAAUACCAGCAACCCUCAAGGAACCAGGGCUCUAUGAGCACUUAGGUGCUGAAUGAUUGGGGAGCAGGCCACCAGACAGUAUAAUGAACAGUUACUUUUAGGGCUUAAGUUAUUGUUUAAGUGGUUGCUGUAACUUUGUCCAGCCGGUUGUUUGGUAAGGAUUCUUAUAUCAGCGUUCCAGCCACUCAUUGCAUUUCUAAAGUCUCUUACAAGCUGGGUAAAAUGUCACCCAUGAAGAAUGUCUCCCUGCAGUGGUUUUGCCUUUGCAGGUUCUUUGUGCUGUGAGUUGUUUGUUCCUUCUGUACUGUGCCCUCUUUACCUCCCCCUUUCUGUGUAAACUGACUAUUUUGCUAAACACUUUUACUACAUGUAAACAGUUCCUAACAUUUUCUUAAAUUGUUGCAAUGCAAUAAAAAAUAAAGUAAA
Heteronotia binoei (common prickly gecko) is the source of this 2134-nucleotide messenger RNA. It is a transcript of the gene PDCL, whose product is annotated as phosducin like. Lineage: Eukaryota; Metazoa; Chordata; Lepidosauria; Squamata; Gekkonidae. Bases 236 to 1144 code for a protein of 302 amino acids. The record is from RefSeq and is a predicted model, not a curated record. Gene Ontology annotation, biological process: regulation of G protein-coupled receptor signaling pathway. The transcript has 4 exons.